UGCGGCAGGAGUGUGGCAGGCCUAUAGGUAGCCGGCACUACAAUCAGACUGAAUCAGUAGUGUUUUGUUCUGCUAGAAGAUUUGUAUGUUUAACGGUUUCGAUUUACAUUGUAUUGCGUGUCGACUAAAUUAUUAAAUCUGUCUGUAAUCUUCUAAGUGGCUUCCAGAAUUACCAGUAGAUACCACCGUACCGAAAAUGAAUGCAGCAGUGGCAUUAGCAGAGGAUAUUUUGGGCCACAAGCCCGUCAGCACGGGCACCGUCCAGCCAGUGACCAGUUCAACGGAGACGAUGCACGCCAUCGUUUGGCGCGGCGCCAAGGAUAUGCGCUACGAAGUCCCCAAACCAAUGAUCAGCGAAAAGCAUGACGUGCUCCUGCGCGUCACUGCCACCACCAUCUGCGGGAGUGAUCUGCAUCUGUACAGUGGAGACUUGCCUGGGAUGCGGUCAGGGGACAUUGUCGGACAUGAAUUUAUGGGGGUAGUGGAGCAAAAAGGUGAGAAUGUGCAGCUGCCGAUCGGCGCGCGUGUCGUUGUGGCUUUUGGCAUCGCCUGUGGGAAAUGUCCCUGGUGUAAGCGUGAAGAAUACACCGGCUGUGCGACUACCAACCCCAGUGUGCUGACGCAGAAGCUCUACGGGCAUGCACUGACUGGAGUGUUCGGAUACGGCCAUCUGGUUGGCGGAUACUGGGGUGGUCAAGCCGAGUACGUCCGCGUGCCGUUCGCCGACAUCAACUGCCUCCCCAUUCCCGAUGAUGUGCCGGAUGAGAAGGCCCUGUAUUUGUCGGAUGUGAUUUGUACGUCGUUCCACGCUUGCGAGAUGGGAGGCGUGAAAGAGGGCGACACUGUGGGAAUUUGGGGGCUGGGUCCGAUUGGACUGGCGACUGCCCGUUGGUGCCAGAUCCUGGGUGCAAAGCAGAUUAUUGGUAUUGCAGGAACGGAAGAUCGUCUGGACAUUGCCAGCAAGCUGGGCAUUGGUGUGAUUAACUACCACGAGAAGGACGUGGUUAAAACCAUUCAAGGGAUGGUUCCUGAUGGCCUGGACGUGGCCAUUGACUGUGCCGGCUUCCGCUUUGCUAAGGGCAUCUUUCAUAAAAUGCAGCGUGCACUCCUGCUGGAAACCGACACUCCCGAGAUUAUUACCGAAUGCUGCCAGUGCGUCCGUCAGUUCGGGAAGGUUUCCGUCAUUGCUGACUACGGUGGAUUCGCCAAUCAGUUUCCCAUUGGGAUGAUUGGCAUGAAGCAUCUAACUCUAAGUUCCGGACAGUCGCCGACUCAGCGUAUCUGGAAUAUGGCCUUGGACAAGAUUCGCAGUGGGGAAUAUGACCCAUCGUUCUUUGUUACUCACCAUAUGCGCUUAGCGGAUGUUCCGGAUGCGUACAAGAAGUUUUUCAAUCGUGAAGAUGGGAUGGUCAAGAUUUUUGUGCGGCCAUAGACUGCAUUGUACGGAUAGUCUCCUUGUAAAAACUUCUGUUGUGCCUUCUUGAUUGGAACACUCAUGAGUCAUGACUCUUGUCGUUUUUUCCAGUACUGUAAGUGCUGUACUCAACGCGUACAAUUACAUAUCGCAACUGAAUUUCACUUGCCUAAUUCCAUGUCGGUGUUAAUUUUUUAAAUCAAUUAAAAUGUUUUGGUAAAUGGUAUCAUAUCAUGUCUUUUAACUAGUAUAGAAGGUCG
Molecule: messenger RNA, 1674 nt
Organism: Paramacrobiotus metropolitanus
Lineage: Eukaryota; Metazoa; Tardigrada; Eutardigrada; Parachela; Macrobiotidae
Molecular function (GO): oxidoreductase activity; zinc ion binding
Source: RefSeq, a predicted model, not a curated record